GACGACGACAGUAAAAGCGAGGACAAGGGCUGGUCCUUUGAUUAUGUGUUAUGUGCUGGCCAGCAGCUUACAAUUGCUAAACUUGCAGGAGUUGUGGCUAUUCUCGAAGCGGAGCAAGAGUAGCUUCUGGUUCUCUGUUUCGAUUCUUCAGAGUGCUGGAGCCGUCGUAUUUGGCUGGCCAAGACAACUGGCUAUACCUUUGAUUUUUGGGUACCUUGCAUGGGUAUAUUUGCGACCAAGCAUCUGUCUAUUUCAAUUCUUCAGUGCUACAGUCAUCGGAUUUAGUUGGCCAAUACAACUGGCUAUAGCUUUGAUUUUUGGGUGCGUGGCAUGGGUAUCUUUGCGACAAAGCAUGCUCUAUCGUCUACUUCAAUUCUUCACUGCUGGAGCCGUCGGAUUUAGCAGGCCAAAACAACUGGCUAUAGCUUUGAUUGUUGGGUGCCUAGCUUGGGUAUUUUUGCGUCCCUGA
Messenger RNA from Porites evermanni, 469 nucleotides. NCBI's taxonomy places the organism in Eukaryota, Metazoa, Cnidaria, Anthozoa, Scleractinia, Poritidae. The record is from the annotation of a GenBank genome assembly.